Messenger RNA from Tripterygium wilfordii, 1575 nucleotides. Its product is annotated as F-box/kelch-repeat protein At3g23880-like. Lineage: Eukaryota; Viridiplantae; Streptophyta; Magnoliopsida; Celastrales; Celastraceae. Gene Ontology annotation, molecular function: protein binding. The transcript has a single exon. The record is from RefSeq and is a predicted model, not a curated record. Bases 309 to 1358 code for a protein of 349 amino acids.
AUAGCAAGUAUACUCACUACACCGCCUCCCAGUCCCAUCCUCAUAAAUUGGUCUAUUUAUUGUUGGAGCCCUCCCUGGAUUUGGGCUUUCCUUGUCUCGUUAUUCUAAAAGAAGAUCCGCUGGAAAGUGGCAGCAGUGCUUUCUCGACAAGUAAAACUCCCUGUGUUCAGUUACUCUCGAAAUGACGAUUGAUGUGACAAUCGCACCGUUUGAAAAAUACCCAAAUGGCUUAACAAAUCAAGACUCACCGCCUCAAAAUCUUGAACAAUACCCAGAAGAUUAAGAUACCCAAUACGAAGAAGAAGAAGAUGACGAUUCCAGAGGAUAUUGUUGUGGAAAUCCUCGCCAGGCUCCCGGUGAAAUCUGUCUUGAGAUUCAAGUGCGUGGCCAAGCGUUGGAAUCAGAUUAUCAGAAGCUAUGAUUUCGUCUCCAAACACUGCUCCAAGCAAGAACCCACUUGUGCUUUCGUGGUUCGGCAUGAUCCUGAGGAAGAGGAGUGUUAUUCAUGGCUCCAUGAGCCGCAGAUAGACCCUGAAGUUGAGACCGCCAAUCUUAUUUUCUCUGAAAACUUCGACCUUCUUCCGGUUGUUUUUGGGCCUUGUAAUGGGUUGCUCUGUCUCUGUGAUACUGCUGGGAAUGUUACUAUUUGGAAUCCCUCUACUAAAGAACACAAGGAUCUCCCUAAAACCUAUGGACAUGAUUUUAACAACUUUGGAUUCGGUUUUGAUCGGAAGACUAAUGAUUACAACGUUUUAAGAUUUGUCUCUGAAGGCAAUAGACCAAACGUAAGUUUUGAAAUUGAAUUGUAUUCCUUGAAUAAUGAUGUCUGGUAUGGUUACCCUGUUGCCGCUGUUCUUGUUGAUUAUAACCUAGACUCUCACGCUUACAACAAUGGGGUUUGCUAUUGCUGGGCUGUUAAAGGUGCUGUUGCAUUUAUUGCAUCAUUUGAUAUGGCAGAUCAUAAGUUCGAUUGGAUGCGACCUCCGAAUUGCAACAUUUCUUGGGUUGACUGUGGGGUGAAACUUGAAAUCUUGGAUGGAUCUCUUGCUGCUGUUCUUUAUUUGAAUGAUGUUGAAUCAACAAACUAUGAUAUAUGGGUUAUGACUAAACAAGGAGAUAACGAAAUUUUAUGGGUCAAGAAAGUUUGUAUUGGGCCUCUUUCAAUGGGGAAAUGCUUAGGGUUAUGGAACAGUAAUGCUUUGUUUUUAGAAGAUGAUGAGGAGCAGCUGUGCUUGUAUGACCCCGAAACCUAUCACUUACGGAUUUUUGAGCUUGAAAAAACACCAUUACAGGUUGUAAGCUAUAGAGAGAGUCUUGUUCGAAUUAAUGGUAGAACAACGGGUCCAAGAACUUCUUAGAGCAUCUGCAAGGACUUGAGUCUCUGGAGAAUUGGUUUCUUGAUGGUAUGUGUUCAACUGUACAUCUCUUUUUGUAAGAUCUUCUGAAAUUUGACAUGUUAGUGUUAACCUCAACCUUGUUCAUGCCCUUCUUUUUUACCUUUACUUUACCAUAGAAUGUAAAGAAUGUAAUAGCACCGGAAUCAUUGCAAUAUAUAGUCUCUGCUUUUGCCCUGAA